AUGUCAAUCGUGUAUAAAACUUGGCGGAGGCUGUCAGAGGCCACAUAUAUACACAAGCAGUGUGAGGCUGUGAGACAUACGAGUACUCAGUCUCAAUAAACAAUAUACACAGUGCUAACAUGGAUAUUCAACAGGAUUAUGAUACAAUGUCUCUCAAAAGUGAGGAGAAAUAUUCACAAAGAAAGAGUAAGAAGCCAUUGAUGGAGAAAAGGCGCAGAGCAAGAAUCAACAGUUGUUUACUUCAACUUAAGUCUCUGGUGCUGCAGGCAAUGAAAAAAGAUACGUCUCAUUACUCAAAGCUGGAGAAAGCAGACAUUUUGGAAAUGACAGUUAAGCAUCUCCGGGCUCUUCAACGAAGACAGAUUACCUCCGCUGUGGCAGCCGAUCCCACUGUAGCCGCCAAAUACAACAUCGGUUUCUCCGAGUGCGCUAGUGAGGUGAUGCGCUACUUGGGAUCGGCACAGGGUAUUAACGAGGAUGUCCGAAAUCGUGUGGUCAACCACCUCGGUGGCUGUGUACAGACCGUCAACGCUUCAUCAAUGGCUCAUCACAACCUCCAACCAAUUCACGUGCAAAUUCCCGCCUCGCAAAAUGCAGUGAACAACGCACGUGCCAUGUACUCUUCGGAACGUCUGCUUGUGCAGUCGGCAUCCCAGCAGCAGAAUGGAUGUUCGUUUCCUCUUCAAACUUCUAUCCCUGUGCAGACACCGCCAAACGGUGGACAAUUCGAACUUGUUCCUGGAAGUGCUUUCAGUGGACCAGUGGCAUUUUGUAUGGCGCCUUCGGAAGACAUGUCGACGAUGUCGAAUAUUUACACGACGAACUCACUCAAAUCAGAACCACGUGCAGUUAGCACUAGUCCCGAAUCUCACAAAUCAGACUAUCACAGGCUACAAGAACAGGAAAUGUACAGGUCUCCUGAAAAACACGCGCAUACUAACUCGCACGCUGUAUCGACCUUAUCAUCCAGUCCCGUCUACUCUCCCGCCACAAGUGCUCUCAAGGAAGAACAACUAUGGCGACCAUGGUGACCACUGGUCAGUGUAAAGACAAACAAAUUAUUACCAAUGUAUGACAAUAGACAAUUAUGAACAGUGGACCAAAACCAAAUUGUGAUGUUAUUUACAAACAUACGUCAAGUGCCUUCCAGAUGUUCCGGUCUCGCGUGUUAACUGUCCAGGAUCACUUUUGCUAGUAACUUGGACAUUGAAUAAACUCAGGACAUUUUAUUAAUAAGUGCUGAUAUGUCUUUCAAUAUUAUGCAAUUAACGAUGGAGCCAGCGGCUUUGAUUUUCCAAUACAAAUGGAUAGUUUCUUAUGAAGUAUUAUUACACGAUUGACUGACUUCCAAUUAUUUGUGCAUCCAAUGCACACGAAGUUGAUGGUGCUACGGACGAGAGUGCGAAAGUAUUUACGGGUAGAGACAUUGUCUCAAAAACCUUUUGCAUUCAUUGAUUUAUAAAUGCAUUAAAUACGAAUGAAAUGAAA
Messenger RNA from Mizuhopecten yessoensis (Yesso scallop), 1488 nucleotides. RefSeq names its product transcription factor HES-1-like. The coding region runs from base 120 to 1031 and encodes 303 amino acids. Gene Ontology annotation, cellular component: nucleus. Gene Ontology annotation, biological process: regulation of transcription by RNA polymerase II; anterior/posterior pattern specification; regulation of neurogenesis. NCBI's taxonomy places the organism in Eukaryota, Metazoa, Mollusca, Bivalvia, Pectinida, Pectinidae. Gene Ontology annotation, molecular function: RNA polymerase II cis-regulatory region sequence-specific DNA binding; protein dimerization activity; DNA-binding transcription factor activity, RNA polymerase II-specific. The record is from RefSeq and is a predicted model, not a curated record. The transcript is spliced from 3 exons.